CUGCGUAUGUAUUAAUACUAGUAUCCUAGUCACGGAGCUUGGGGCUGCUUGACGACAUGGACACCAGCCUGAGAGAUACUAGUUCACUGUUACGAGUUCAUGAAUGCAUGAUGAUCCCAUCUAACCCUCGUGCUGCAGACCGCAAGGCAGGCCCAACACAGCCCAAAACCUUACCCGACUACAGAGAAAGGCCAGAGACCAGAUCUGCCGACCGUUCAACGAGCAAGUGUAGCCUACCAUUCUAUAAUCCCAUCCCCCACCACAGAUCCAUACUGACCCUUUCAUUCCGGAGAACUCCCAUUAGCACCGGCACUCUGGCACACUACCUUCUCCCUCCCCCCCCUCCUCCCACUACCGCCCUGCAUCAUCACAGGCAGCACAACAGUUUGCCUCACCCUUGGCUGGCUCUGCAACCCCUGUCCCUGCCACUGUCCUUGACCAAACGCCGGCCGCUGCCCGCAAUCGCUGAAUCUGAACUGAACUCCUGCUUUGCUGGAGCUGGGCACAUAGGCCUCGCCCUUACGGAUUCUGCGGUUGCCCUGCUGCUGUUCUCGCAGGACCUGAUUGUUUUGUUUCUGAAGUCGGUCGUGUUUGGGCUGGGACAGCCGCCGGUGGGGGAUGGGCAACUCCGAUGUCGAUUUGGGAUUGGCGACACGGAAAUGGCUGAGUCGAGAAGCGAGAUUGGAGAUUGACCUGCGAAGGGCGUUGUUGUUGUUCAGUUUCUGGUGUUGCUGGGCAUGUUCUUGCUGCGCUCGAUGUGGUCUGUUUCGCUUGGUUGAACUGCCAUCUUGCUGCAGCUUGCUGGUGUGGGAAACGCGGGCAGGGCGUGCGGAUUGGCGGCCUGCUUCUUCUUUGCUGCUGCCGCGGCUCGGAACUUUGCGGCCUUGGCUUCGGCGACGAUGUUCUUCAAAGGGGCUU
This is a messenger RNA of Parathielavia appendiculata, 918 nucleotides long. RefSeq lists its product as uncharacterized. The record is from RefSeq and is a predicted model, not a curated record. Lineage: Eukaryota; Fungi; Ascomycota; Sordariomycetes; Sordariales; Chaetomiaceae. The transcript has a single exon. The coding region runs from base 57 to 692 and encodes 211 amino acids.